Messenger RNA from Suillus clintonianus, 1377 nucleotides. RefSeq lists its product as uncharacterized. Lineage: Eukaryota; Fungi; Basidiomycota; Agaricomycetes; Boletales; Suillaceae. The coding region runs from base 283 to 1293 and encodes 336 amino acids. The record is from RefSeq and is a predicted model, not a curated record. The transcript is spliced from 4 exons.
CCUCUACCAGUUCUGCUCUUGUUCGACGAGGCAUGUGUUGUCGCACAGGAACGCGCGCGACGCGUUUAGGGCCGGGUCUAUGGGACUACGAAGAGACUAAUCUGACUAGGACUGCCUUGUAGACCAUCCUUGAAUAUCAUUAACACUUCUUAACACUUCUUAGGUCUCAUUUGCGUUGGGCGGUUGCCUGCACAGGUUACAGCUUUAACACCCGGAAACCAGCUCGGGAGUUUUCUCUAACGCAUUACGUAGUCCGUCAUCCCGAUCCGAGAUUCGACUCCCAUGAGCAUCAGACGGAAAAGCACCACACAUGAUCUGGCAACCCUACGCCUUCACCCAGAUGGCUCGCGAGUCCAACAAUCAUCUAUCAACAGAAGCACACGCACAGCUCCAUCAACAGUUCCAGACACCAGAGGAAACUGGAUCGCCCGGGAUGCAGGGGGUAAAGCUGUCGUGCGUAAAACUAGAAAUGCGAGUGCUAAGGCGGAUGAUGAGGAUGGAGAGUUUAUUGAUAUUCGUCUUUCGGAUGAGUUGGGCGAGGAUGAAUUCACGGUAGGGACAGGUAAGAAAGGCAAAGAAAAGGUGAUUGAGAGCGAUGAGGAGGACAGUACCAGAGACCGUACCGGCAAGAAUUUCAGGGCGAGGAAACGACGCAGUUUCACAGAGGACUUUUCAUUCUUGGAACCCACACCCCCGCAUCUUGCCUUUCCACGAUCAGAAUCAACCUCCGAAGGCGACUCCUCCUCUUCGUCUUCGUCCUCGUCCGAAACUGAUUCGGAAUCGGAAGAGAUCAAAAUCACGCUCCCGGACCCACCACCCGAGCUGUUAAAAUGCAUUCACCACUUCGCCAGCCGUUACUAUCAGGAAAGGGGCGUUUUGUCCGACAGAAGCAAGGGUUACCGAGACGAGAGGAAAGCCCAGCGCUCCAAAAAGAGUGUGUCUAAUAUUCACGAUCAGACAACAAGCCAUCCGGCACUGUGGACGAGGGAUUCUUCCCUCGAGGCAGAUGACGACGACGAUCAAUUGGAAGAUGAGAAAGAUGAGCCGGGGGAUGAGGAAGAUGAAUGGGAAGACGAGGAAGAUGGCGAAAACGCUUCCCGCAACGAAGAACAUAAAGACAUGUACAAGGCUCUUGACGGCUCAGCUUUGGUUGCAAUAGGAAUCAUUCUCCAGGAGCAAAUUGCGCACGCAAUGAUCACUGGCUUCUCCGGUACUCAUGCAAACCGAGUGCGACAGCGGGACUAUUCGACAGAACGAAGCUCUUACUCACCUUCACUCGAAUCCGAUUGUUAGCACCCUGUUCGUGUGCGCGCAGUAGUAUAUUAUAUUCCAGCGUAAUAAAUGAAUUAGAUGACAAGCAAAAAGAUGAGGAGAAAU